CCCCUCCUUCACCAGCAGCAGCCCCUUGUAGAUAAAGCAAACAUUCAUGUGUCAGAGGCGCAUGAAAGUGCAGAAAAGUGUGUAAAGUAGUCAACGUGGGUGACCACUAGCCACUUUUUAUAAGCAGCAGGAGAAAACGAUUUUGGAGGUUGUAAAUGACGUGACUGGUUGAGGCAUUUUUAAAGAAGAACGUGAAACAGAGCAGAGAGCCUCGGUAUUGAAGUCAGGUGGUGGGGCCUAUAGGGCAGGCGGUUGACUCUCCCUCUCAUCUUUUUGUCCCCUUUUGAACCCAGUAUAAUGUUCUCUCUGCAGCUGGUGAUUUUGACAAUUAAGGAGACUGUCUCUUUCAAUCAUCCAAAAAGAUCCAAACCCGGACAAACUGGACAAGAUACGAAGCAGAGAGACAUCUGGGUUCCAAGCUGCUAAUCACCAGGAAGUUGUCAAUCCACAUCAGCAGGGAUAUGCAAAGUUCACAUUUCAUAUAUUAAUUGUUAAACUAUCUGACCAGUAGACAUCAAAAGACAUCAAGAGAGUGCAGUCAUGUGGCAGAGGAUUCAGAUUUGCUGCGCACUGUUUGCACUGUAUUCAGCGGCACCGCCUGCACACAUCAACCGCCUGGCGCUGUUCCCUGACAAGAGCGCCUGGUGCGAAGCCAAGAACAUCACGCAGAUAGUCGGGCACACGGGAUGUCAGCCUCGCUCUAUUCAAAACAGAGCUUGUCUGGGCCAGUGUUUCAGUUACAGCGUCCCCAACACAUUCCCGCAGUCAACCGAGUCUCUGGUGCACUGCGACUCCUGCAUGCCUGCCCAGACGCAGUGGGAAGUGGUGACUCUGGAGUGCCCGGGCAAUGAAGAGUCUCCUCGUGUGGAUAAGCUGGUGGAGAGGAUCUUCCACUGCAGCUGCCAGUCCUGCAGUAAGGAAGGUGCCCAGGAGGGGGCGGUGAUGCAGCUGUAUCCAGCAGACAACGGCCUGGACGCUCCGUCUUUAUCUGACACCCUCAGCGGGGCUCAGUCUCACCCUCUGCCCCAUUCAGAUACACACUCUAAGCAUGGUCACCCACACACAGACCAUCACACACUACCACACACAUCAGACGGAGGGUAGGUCUGUCAUUUUUCUGCUUGUUAUUUUUUUUUUUUUGUCACUUUGCUCAUCUCUUCCGCCCUCUCUUACUCUCCUCCACAUUGCAUCCUUUGUACCAAUCUGUAGUAUUGCAAAGGCACUUUGAGGAUAUGACUUCACUUUGUGUUAAACGUUUCUCUAAAGGCACACACACACACACACACACUCACAAAGUCAUGCUAUCAAAAUAAACUCUAUUGUAUGUAGAGUAAACAAACACACCAGCCUAUAAUGCACUCUUUUUGUUUGCUGAUUAACACGUGCAUAUGUGUGCAUUUGUGUAUCCAGACAUGACUAUAGUCUGUUAAUAAGCUGUAGUCUCGUUACUUUUAAUCUGCUUUGAAUGCAAUAAAUUCUAUUGUUGUGAUAA
Thunnus maccoyii (southern bluefin tuna) is the source of this 1492-nucleotide messenger RNA. RefSeq names its product NBL1, DAN family BMP antagonist (gene nbl1). The transcript has 4 exons. NCBI's taxonomy places the organism in Eukaryota, Metazoa, Chordata, Actinopteri, Scombriformes, Scombridae. Bases 541 to 1104 code for a protein of 187 amino acids. Gene Ontology annotation, biological process: animal organ morphogenesis. Gene Ontology annotation, molecular function: receptor ligand activity; BMP binding. The record is from RefSeq and is a predicted model, not a curated record.